UUUUGUAGUGUUAUCAUGGGACGCUCGGCUCAGCCAUGACUGACUGUGUGGUAUCUGCUGGAGGUGACUCAGCUCUGAAACUCACGCAGGUGUGUGUAUUUCGGGUUUUCCUCAAAAACGAAACUUGAAGAGCUGCGCAGGCGCAGUGGGUGCUGCCCAUCAGAAAGCACCAGACGAUAUUAUACGGAGGUCGAGUCAGGUUCCAGCAGUCCUGUGUUUAACAUCACUCUGUGACUGCAGUUUUAAAAACAAAACAAAUCCAGACCAGAUAAGGGACAUGGGCUGAUUUCUCUCCGUAUUUAUCCAAGGAGGUUGGUGUAAUGGAUGUUCCAGGUCAGUGUAGAUGUGUCCUGGGAGGAGCCCUGCUCAUAAAACAAAAUCAGGACCAAACAAAAGGUGGAAUUUGGUCUGAUCUGAUAAAACAGUGAUGCCAAUUUGAACACAUCAAAACAAAUGGAAGGUGAUAGGUAAACACCAAAGUUGAUAAUGUGACGAAAGGAGAAAGGAAAAUCAUGGCUGACGAACUUCAGCAGUCACCCAAGAAUUGGACUGAAUCUCAAGUAAGCACCUGGCUAAGAUCUAUUGGAGUGAAGGAACUGUACAUAGAAAAACUCUAUGAAGAAGAAGUAGAUGGACAAAUACUUCUUACUCUGAAUGAGGACUUUUUGAAAACAAAGAUUUACAUGAAAUCAGGGCCUGCUCAUUUGAUUAUUCAAAAGAGAGAUGAUCUCAUCAACCCCAAGCAAAAGUCACAGGAGAAGAAAAAGCUCACCAGUGGAAAAAAAACUGAGUUGGAAGAGAAAAACAAUCAGAAAUCAGUUCAAUGUCUUCCUACAACAAGUGAAGCUCUUCUGGCACAGACUACUGAGAGAGAUCAAGGUGUCUCGAAGGAGAGACAAACUGCUCAGAAACAAUGUGUGUUGACUUCAAAGGAAGACUGCAGACCACGGCCAUUUGAUAAAGAAGGGAUUGAUUUCAUAUAUGUAAAGCACAGAGUCCUGCAACCUGAAUCGGGUGCUUUUAAUCUGACAUCUCCAUGCCAUGAAUUUAAGUCUCUUUCUACAGCUGCUGCAUUGGAUCGCACAAGACUUCAAGCUAAGUUUGCCAAAGAGGUCCUUAAAUUUGCAACUGGCUGUAUGAAUAUCAGGUCAAAUGGCACAAUACACUUUGGUGUGAUGGACAGCAAGGAGGAUGCAGGAUACGUGCAUGGUGAGAUAAUUGGUAUCCCUGUACAAGAGAAAGACAUUUAUGUAGAUGCUUUGGACUACAUUGAAAGGAGUUUUUCCUCUGACAAGGAGCAUGUACGUCAGUGUGUGCGGCCACCAAGGUUCAUUGAGGUUAUGGAUCGAGAAAGUACAGAAAAGAGUUAUGUGAUAGAGGUUGACAUUGUGCCUUCAAUAAGUAUUGUUAAGAACAAGGUGUAUGCAGUUCGUCUUCCAAACUUCAAAGAGUCAACUAACAAAGUAGAAUUUGAGAAAGAAACGAUUCUGCUGAGGGUGGGUUCAAAAACGGAGCCAGUGAGCGAUAAAGACCUAAGUAACUUUUACCAGCGAGUCAAAGAUCGGGAUGCUCACAGAGAAGAAGCUGAGAAAAAUCAGUUCCUCAGUGCUCCAGACUUCUGCCAAGAUCUUGGAAGGAAACUCACAAUGCUAAUGACCAGUGGGAAGAAAUUCAUUGAAAAGGAGAAAUGGUUCAUACUCGUCACAAACAAAUUCACACCUGAUGACCUUUGCAACAUUGACUGGCUACUUAACAUGAACAUAUUCUGUGUGUUUGACUUUGACCCAGACACAAAGAUAUCGGGUCUUUGCAGUAGAUACCUCCAGCAUCACGCUGCAAACAUGCAUUCUUUGCAGAGCUAUAGGAUAUCUGGUGACACGAGCAUCAAAGAAUUCACAAGCCAAUUGCAUCUGUUUGAACAAACUAGCUGGAUCUUUUGUAAUGGGCGUACUGACUUCAAAGGAAAUGAAACUCCAUGUGAUGAAAUGACUUGGAUCAAGACAAAAAUGACUUUCUUGAGGGAAUCUGUGUCUUUGAUCUGUAAACAAAUCUUGCCAAAAGGGACUUUCCAGGUCAUUUUUCUUCUCACAUCACCUGUUGAGAAACCACUCUUGCACACCUUUUAUGAGUUUUUCACAGACAUGGAAGGCCAUGAAGACAUCAUCUGCAUCUGUGAAUCACAGGAAAACUUCAAGAGGUGGCAAAGCUUUGCAGAGGGUUCAUGUGGAACAGAAACAGUGAACAAUUCCAGUGUUGUUGGGAUGAAAAUGAGUCACAUUAAUGCAACUCUGCAGCAGAUACAACCCACUGAAGCAUGUGCCAGCAAACACUUGCCAGUCUUUGUGAAAGGGACAUGUCUUCUUGAAACACACCUAGAGGAACAUAUGUAUUCUCUGGAAAUUCUGACCGUCGAUCAUUGUGAUGAAACAAGCAAAGACUUCAUCGAUGAGGAGAAAGCAAACAUUGAACACCAAUUCUACCGUGGUGGGAGAGUGAGCUGGUUGAAUUUCUGGCUUGCUGAGCACAAGUAUGUUGGAGAGGUAAUUGAAAGAGAUGCUUAUCGUGAUGUUUCCAAACUUGUCCAUGACGCUUUGAAAUGGAAUGCAGAUGAAACUCCAGUGAAUAGUAUAAACAUCUACCAUCAUCCAGGAAGUGGUGGAAGCACUGUGGCAAGACAAGUGCUGUGGAACAACAGGAAAGAUCUAAGGUGUGCAGUUGUGAAGCCUUCAUACUCAGCUGCUGUUGUUGCGCAACAUGCAGUUGAACUAAGAGAAUAUGAAGAAAAAGAGCCACAGAGGUGUCUUCCCGUGCUGCUCCUCAUUGAAGACUCAGACAAAGAAUAUCUAGAUGAUCUCAGGAAUGAACUAGAGGUUGCCAUUAACAUCAAAAGAAUCCAGUAUGGAACUCUUUGUUUCAUUUUGUUGAGCUGCAGACGGUCCUAUGAUCCAGAGACGAGAUGCAAAGAGUCUCCAUUACAGAAUGUGUCUGUCACUCACAAACUGUCUGAUCAAGAGAAGAGAAAGUUUUCUGGAAAACGAGAGGUGCUUGAGGAACGAUAUGAGCCUCAAUUCAUCCUGACAUUUGUUUUGAUGAGUGAAGGAUUCACUGAGGAUUACGUUCAACAAUUUGUGGAACAUUUGCUCCAAGGCAUUGACCGUCAGUCUGUUGUCACUCGCCUCAUUCUCUAUGUAGCACUGCUGAACACUUAUGUUCAAAACUCGUUCAUCUCUCAGUCCCAUUGUGAAGCUUUGCUUGCCUUAACUAUUCACAUGGAAAGGUUUCGCCAUCAUGCCUUUGAGAGAUCACUCAGUGAUCAGGCUAAACUAGUCUUCUUGCACCUUAGAGAUGACAAGACGCACAUUGAAUCAAUCAGAAUCAUCCACCCACUCGUUGCAAAGGAAAUUCUCCAGCAACUUUUGGAAAACCAAAAGACCCAAAGCAGUUUGGCGAAGGAUUUGCUCCAUGAGACUGUGCUUUUCCAGAACAGAUUUGGAAGGGAUGACUAUCUGUCAUUUUUGAGAGCACUUUUCAUAAGGCGAUCCAGAAUAAGCAAAGGGGACAAAGACGAUAGUGCUUUCUCUCCUCUGAUUGAGCAUGUGUGUGAAAAUGAGAAGAGCCCAGACAAAGCAAUUGAGUUACUCAAGCAAGCAUUUCAGUGUUUCCAUGAAGAUCCAUUCUUUGCACAACAACUUUCUCGUCUUCAUUAUACUUAUGAACGGUUUGAAGAGGCAAAACUCUGGGCAGAGACAGCAGCCAAACAGCUGCCCAACAACUCAUACAUACUCGACACAAAAGGGCAGGUGUACAGGAAAUGGUUCCAAGCAAAAUGCAAGGCUAUUGACAAUGACAAUGUACCAAAGACAGCCCAAAAUAUAGCAGAUGCUGUGGAUACUGCACUGAAAGCCCUGGAGUGUUUUCAAGAAUGUGAGAAAGCAGCUGAAGCAGAUAUGGAACACCUCAACAGUUCAGGGUUUUUUUCUGAAGUUGAGGUUGGAUGCAGCCUACUCAAACUGAUCUCUUCAUUGCAAGUGUUUGCAAACAGAGCCAGUGGCCAUUCAGAGUGUAUGAAGUACCUGUUAACAGAUUACAUUCCUGAGGAAGUUGAAGAUGCCUGGGAACCAUUACAUGGCCGUUUGAAAAAACUUCACAAGACAAUGCAAGAUGCCUUGGAAUGGAUUUCAGAAGACCUCAGUUACUUCCAGACAGACAUUGGUGGAGAUGAAGAAGAGACCCCUGAAACUCCCGAGGAGAAGAUGAGGCAUCCAUUGAAAUGGCUGGCAAAAAAAUCUUCAGAGUAUGGGAAGUUUUUCAGUGAAGCUCAUUCUACUGCACUUCUAAAACAUGGACAAUCAAAUCCAGCCAGUCUAACUCCCUUCCAAAAACGCAUGAUCAUCUAUCAUCUUGGCGGGGGUAACAUAACAUCCACCCUCUCAAAGCUAACUGACCAGAAGAAUGCAGUACCUCUGUUAGAGACCAUCCUUUCUUUCUACCCCAGCAAUCCAAGAAAGGCUAAAUUUAGUCAAAGGGAUAUUGUCAAUUACAUAGUGGCCCACAUUUCUCUGAACUGCCUGUCACCACAGAAUCAAAAGAUAGCUCCUCUGAAAGAUCUACAGGCACUUUGUCAUCAGUUCCCAUCUGAUAAAAGGAAAUGUUUACCAAGUGCCCUGUUCUUGCUUACCUUGCUAUUUUGGCCAGAUGAUCAUGACACAGAUCAUGAAAAAGAAACCAAAUAUGAAAUUGUGCAAUCGGCUAUUGAACACCUGGAAAAAGACUACCGGACCAAGAUGAAGGACCUUCCUCAGCGUAAGAGAAGGCUUUACACCCAUUUUUUUCUGGGUAGUGGGAAUGGAUUGGAUAAAUUUGUCCACAAGAGAAAGUUUGAAAACAUCACAAGGGUGUUCUCAGUCUCUGAGAAACGCAUGAAGUGGUUUAGGGGUCAGGCUUGGAAAAAGCCUGAGAUUGCAGAGAUGCUGAAAAGUGUGUCUGGAUGGACUGAAGAUGGAGUGGUGUACCUUGAAGGCCCUCAGAAAAAGAAGUUCAACAUCCUGCCUCUUCAUGUACCUUCAGUGCCUCAUAGUAAUGAAAACAUCACGUUCUACCUGGGGUUUACCUUUAGAGGCCCUGUUGCCUACAACAUCAUUGUGAAAAAAUAGUUUGUCUUUGAACAAUGAUCCUGUCACAUAUGGCUGUACGUCAACUUGCUGAAGCAUGGGACUAGUAUCCACCUCAUUACCAAGAGCAAGAACAGAUUAUGAAAAGAUUAACUAAAAACACUCAAGUCUUCUUAUGAUAGUUUGUCAAGUAGGCAAUAUCUGUAAAAUACAAAACAGAAAAUGUUGAGACACAUGGUCUUGUAUGAGUAUUGUAUUGUGUAAGAUUGGUUUUUGCAUUUUCCCCUCUUUUACUUAUAUACGUAUGUAAGUGUACUAAAAAAUACAGCUAAAGUAUCUAAAAAUUACUAACCAGUUUUGUGUAUAUAUGAACAUGGACUAUGACAUGAUUCACUCUGGAUUCCCAGAGUAAUAACAAUGUAAACUGGCUUUGCUACUCUACAGCUCAAUGCUUCUCAAAUAAAAACUGUAAUCGUAAAAUAGAAAUUUAGUAUCCUGUUAUUUUCAGAUUGUUUGUCGAUCCAGUUCAGAUGGACCGCAGUUCACACCUGGCAUCAAAAUGCAUCUCAAGUGGCCAUUUUUUGCUUGGAUUUUGCUAAAUGGCUCACAUUUGGUGUUAUCAUUUGGAAACUGAACGCAGCCAAACAGAAAAAAAGAUUCUCUCAGCUAUACUACAAGAAGCGAGUGGUGGCUGUUUGGUACCUUAAAUCUAGUGACCAGAAUGUGAUGUGUGACUUGAAUGUGAGCAUUCAGAACUUAAUCUAUCCAUAGUCAGCUUCAAACAAAUGCACUUGUGAUCCCAUGGCACAAGAUGAAUUUUGGUUCCUCAACGUAUGAACUUCUAGUAGAUCAUGAUAGCUUAUACUCUCUCGUCUUUAUUUUCCAGGAUACAGUGCAGAAAGCAGUGGAAUAAAUGCAACUAUUUUUUAUGGGAACUGUAUUGGUGUUUUAACAAUAAAUGUAUUAAAAUCUAAACAACAAGAUUUUGUACAGUUGGAGAAGAAUGUGUAUACAUAUUGAUAUGCAACAGAAAAAGUGUAGAAUUUAGUGGUUGUAUAGAUAUUGAAUAUACUUUACACAAAUUAUGAAAACCUACUUGUUCUUAAGAUGAAACUACAAAUGAAGCCAGUUGGGCUUCAGUGCAUACCUAUCAUACCAGUGCAUCUCUGUAAACAGUAUUCUUAACAUGUCUUAACAAAUAAACCCUUUUCUUUUUCAA
Molecule: messenger RNA, 6330 nt
Organism: Siniperca chuatsi (mandarin fish)
Lineage: Eukaryota; Metazoa; Chordata; Actinopteri; Centrarchiformes; Sinipercidae
Gene: samd9l
Product: sterile alpha motif domain containing 9 like
Exons: 4
Coding region: 513-5153 (1546 amino acids)
Cellular component (GO): cytoplasm
Molecular function (GO): protein binding
Source: RefSeq, a predicted model, not a curated record